Molecule: messenger RNA, 1236 nt
Organism: Bursaphelenchus xylophilus (pine wood nematode)
Lineage: Eukaryota; Metazoa; Nematoda; Chromadorea; Rhabditida; Aphelenchoididae
Source: the annotation of a GenBank genome assembly
AUGUCGAGUAGGUCGAGCUUCUUCGCCAGUUGGGUUCUUCUUCUACUUUUGGGCAUGGCAAUGGUGGCGUCGGCACAGGUAAAUACGAAUACGACUAUUUUGGUAUUUAAAAAACCUUUUUGUUAUCAUGAACUUUGUAAUAUAAAAAAAAAACUUUUUUCUUUCUAGUCGAGGCAAAAAAGACCUGAUAAAUUUUGCAGUUUUCAUCGCAGCAAGAGUUGCAAAAAGAGUGCUGCGAGCAAUGCUUUGUGACCCAAAAACAUCUGCUCAGCUAUGCCCUUGUGCAGCGACAGGUCAUUUUUAUCUCGACAGUACAAUGGCGGACCUGAGCUAGUGGCAAAAAACGUACCAUUUUGCAUCCGGGAAGUAUCAAAAAAUGUAGCAAAAUGCCUCUCUCUCCAAGCGAAAAAACUCCGAUUUCAAAAGCGCGCCCUUCAAAACGCCGUUUUUUUAGUUGGUGAGUGAGGCAGUUUGCUAUAUUUUUUCAUACUUUAAGGAUGCAAAAUGGCAAGUUUUUUUCGGACACUGGGGCCAAUGCGCUAUCUGAAAGUUUGCUGAAAGUUAGCUGAAAAUGGUAGGGCGUAGCUCGGAAAACAAGCAUUCGCAGCUCGCCGGAGCUAAAUUUCGGCUUGUUUUCGAACUGCGCCCAAGACGCGAGCUGCGCCCGUGCAAAAUCUCCGAGCUGCGCCCUAUGAUUUUCAGCAAACUUUCAGACAACGGAUUGGCCCCUCGAUCAGGUCUCUCGCUGCACUUUUCUUUAUUGUUUUCGCUAAACAAUCAAAAAAACCACAAAGCAGUCAAAAAGUCUUCUUUACCAUCUUUUUCAGAGUCACAAAUACAAACGAUUACCGCCUUGGCGCUUUGCCGGCAACGAUCUUCAAGAUGUAAGUGUGAAUUGUCAUCAUGUGUUGUUUCAAAAUCAGCCAUCAAUUUUUUAUUUCUAUUCGUCUUUUUUCAGUUCCUAAUGUCCAAACGCUCCCAAAUUCAGCCCGAACAGAAUGAUUACGUGGACCCGUCGGUGUUUCAGGCAGAUAUUCGCGAGGUAAGCGCAUGUAUUCCACUUUGAAAUUGGCUGAAAAUCUUCUAACGCAGCUCGAAAAGACUUAAUCUAAAAUAUAUCUCAAAUAUUUUCAGUUAGACCAGCCAGCCAAGCUGGUGAUCCUACGUCCAACGCAAGACUGGAGGCAGUUCCAAAAACGCCUCUCCCUUCCGUUCAUCUCCAUGAAUCUGAUCUGA